AAGCAGCACCACUUUACGCGUCCACGAGAAAAGAUCAUAACCCCUCUUUUGCUGUUUCCCUCAAUCGAUUAGAUAGAUACCCACUGCGUUUUUUCUUUUGACAACCAUACACACACUCUCUCCGCAUCAUACAUUCCAUCACGUUUACCAAUUGCUCCUCCUCCGAGCUCUCCCCUUUAACGAAAACCCCUCUUAGCCUGCAGUUUCUGGCUGUUGUCCUUCUCAUCCUCCUCCGAUAAACAAACAACCCCACUACACAUAGGACAACGCACUCACCCACCAUGGAGAGAGAUCCUAUCACCGACCAGGUUUUCAAGGGUAAGCUCUGAGCUCCGCCUCUACCUACAAGAACAGGGCUCUAAGGAUAAAACAGAUCGGGUCCGCCAGUUCAGCGAAUUCCUGGAUCCAAAUGAUGAGGACCAGCGAAGUUAUACUGAUGCGAUAAAGUAUACUGAUCCCGCCUUCCCGGAGGAGGAGAGUGCAAGUGAACUGAUCGGGAGGCGCAAUUAUACAGGUUGAUGCUUAAUCGUGGCCAACGACGCUUACAGGUCAAUCUUGACGAGAUACGCAAUCAUAAUAGGGAACUUGCAGAUGGGUUACUGAAUACUCCGUUUGAUUAUUUGCCGACGCUGGAUCGGGCUUUGACCGAGGUUGCUUCGACUUUGAGGGAUCGGGCGAGGCAUGAGGAGAUUACCGAUGAUACGGUAGGUUGUUUAUUGGAUUGGAUUGGAUUAAGAGCGGGUAGGGAGGGAUUGCGCUGAUUGGAGGGAUACAGCUUUUCUACUGUGCCUUGACCGGCAGUUUUGGGGAGUAUGCGGUCAAUCCUAGAACUUUGAGUUCGAAACAUUUGAAUCAUAUGAUUUCGUUGGAGGGGAUUGUAAGUCACUAUCGCCCCCUUUUUCCCCCUUCGAAACGUGAAUGUAGGGUCAAUGCUGACCCGGGGUGAUUUAGGUCACCCGGUGUUCCUUGGUGAGACCGAAAGUGGUCAAGAGUGUGCACUACAAUGAGAACAAGAAGGUGUUUGUCGGACGUACAUACAAGGACCAGACUAUGACUGUCAAUGGGCCAGCGACUACAAGCGUGGGGAUGACCUUGUCCAAACCGAAUAUUCCGGGCUAAUUUUCCCCCCCCUUUAGGUUUACCCCACUGAAGAUGACCAGGGAAAUCCACUCAUCACAGAGUAUGGCUAUUCGGUCUACCGGGAUCAUCAGACCAUCUCUAUACAGGAAAUGCCUGAACGCGCUCCUGCCGGGCAGCUUCCCCGAAGCGUAGAUGUGAUCAUGGACGAUGACCUCGUGGAUCGAGUCAAGCCAGGUGAUCGUAUUCAGUUGGUGGGGCUCUACCGGUCAUUGGGGAAUCGAAAUGCCGGACAAGGCAGCUCGACAUUCCGGACCUUGCUCAUCGCAAACAACGUGAUCUUACUGUCUUCCAAGGCUGGAGGUGGUAUUGCACAGGCAACCAUUACUGAUACUGAUAUCAGAAAUAUCAACAAGAUUGCCAAAAAGAAGAAUAUCUUUGAGUUGCUAUCGCAGUCACUGGCCCCAAGUAUCUAUGGCCACGACCAUAUCAAGAAAGCCAUCUUAUUGAUGCUAUUGGGGGGCAUGGAGAAGAACUUGGAUAACGGGACUCAUUUGAGAGGGUGAGCAAGAGCGAUGGAGUUCCUCUUUUGCCCUCCGAAUACUGAUGAUACUAGUGACAUCAAUAUUCUCAUGGUUGGCGACCCCUCGACUGCCAAAUCCCAACUUCUCCGAUUCGUGCUCAACACCGCACCCUUGGCGAUUGCAACCACUGGUCGUGGGUCUUCCGGCGUGGGUUUGACUGCAGCUGUGACUUCAGAUAAGGAGACGGGCGAGAGGCGGCUGGAAGCCGGUGCUAUGGUUCUCGCCGAUCGCGGUGUGGUCUGUAUCGACGAGUUUGACAAGAUGAGCGAUAUCGACAGAGUGGCUAUUCACGAAGUUAUGGAACAGCAAACAGUUACGAUUGCCAAGGCGGGUAUCCAUACCUCGCUCAAUGCCAGGUGCAGUGUCAUUGCUGCGGCAAAUCCGAUAUAUGGCCAAUAUGAUCCUCACAAGGAUCCUCAUCGUAACAUUGCUUUACCGGAUUCCCUGCUAUCCCGUUUCGAUCUGCUGUUUGUCGUUACGGAUGACAUUGAGGAUUUCAGGGAUCGUCAGGUAUCCGAGCACGUUUUGAGGAUGCACAGGUAUCGUAGACCGGGGACCGAAGAAGGAGCGCCCGUCAGGGAAAAUCCCGGUCAGCUGUUGGGCGUUGGUCUUGAAGAGGAUAAUGCAGAGUCUGGGAGGCCCACUGAGGUUUACGAGAAGUACGAUGUACUUUUGCAUGCGGGUGUCACAAUCACUACCGGGCGUGGAAAUGCCAGGAGGGUGGAAGUCCUCAGUAUGGGCUUUGUGAAGAAGUAUAUUCAGUACGCUAAGACUCGUAUAAAGCCUGUUUUGUCGAAAGGCGCUGCAGACAUUAUUGUGGCCACCUAUUCCGCCCUAAGAAACGACGAGCUUGAGGGAAGCCAGAGGAGGACGUCUCCCAUGACUGCCCGUACUCUGGAAACCCUGAUCCGUUUGGCGACUGCCCAUGCAAAGGCAAGGCUUUCAAACCGUGUGGAGGAGAGGGACGCCGUUGCGGCAGAGGAAAUCUUGAGAUUCGCCUUGUUCAAGGAAAUUGUUCGGGAAGAGCGCAAGAAGAGGAGAAGGGUUGGAAGCGCGGAGAUGGAUGUUGACUCGAGCGAUGACGAUGACGACGAUGAAGAGGAGGAAUCGCAGCCAAGGGCCCGUACAUCUUCCCGCCGCACUCGAGCAUCGGCCAGGAACAGGACUCAGGCCACCAAUGGCGGGGCUGAUGACGACGAGAUGGAUGCAGGGGCGGAUGACGAUGACGACGACGACUUGUACUCUGCCCCGGCUUCGUCGAGGCUCGCACGGAGGUCGGGGCGAAGCGCGCCUACCCAGGACGAAUCUCAAGAUUCCUGGGCAUCCUCCCACCGUGCCUCCUCGGCCUUGCAAUCGCAAACCGAGUCCGGCCAAGCUUCCAGCUCUGCCGGGCCGUCGGCCGCCGCGGAGUCACAGCCCGAGGCCAUAUCGCCCGCAAGGGUACUGGUAUUUCAGAGAGCACUCGCUGGGCUGCUCAAUGCACCGGUAUUCCAGGAUGACGCUGCCGAAGUUGGCCCUUUGCUCGUCGAGAUUAACAAUAGCGUAGGCCAGGAGCAGAGGUUUUCGAGGGAAGAGGCUGAGGCUGCCCUCGAGAAGAUGAAUGACGGGAACAAGAUAAUGUUUGUGCCCCCUGGAACGAGUGUCCUUUUUUUUCCCCCUUUCCUCUCAAACGAACCUUGCUAACAAUUGUUAGGUUCACUGGCGGAGACAUUGUAUACAAACUAUAGUGUGAUGGACAUUACCGUGCCAUAGCAUAGGCGUUGGUUAUUAUUGUUUCGCUUAGCUUAGUUGCGGUAACUUAUGAGUUUUUUUUAGUUUUUUUUCAAAAAUUUUUCCCUCUGCAAGUAGAUAUUCCAAUACCGGUACCUUUUGCUCGGAG
Molecule: messenger RNA, 3540 nt
Organism: Tuber aestivum (summer truffle)
Lineage: Eukaryota; Fungi; Ascomycota; Pezizomycetes; Pezizales; Tuberaceae
Source: the annotation of a GenBank genome assembly